AUGACAGUUUUACAUACUUCUUUACCGCUGGUAAGAAUGAACUACUCAGCGUUCAACAUGGGCAUGCAUUGUGUACGAACAGUGUCUCUGGCAAGAAGUGGCGGUGCAAAAUUUGUGGGACGGGAUGCAUUAAAUGUAUUUGAUUCAAAAAUUCCUGAUCCAGUGCGUAUUAAAGCAUUCAAAAAUGCAAUAUAUCAGUUUGCCAUGGGUAAAGGGAAGGUUAACUUUUCUCCAAUGGAGAUUAACCUCAUAACUAGUCUAGUUCGUGGAUGUAAAGGAGAAGAUAAGAAAAAUGUGUUAAAACCUCUCCAAACUAAAGUGCUCUUUCUUAACAAAUUAUUGCUAACGCAACAGCUAACAGACAAAGACAUAUUAGAAGGAAUGAACUUGGCAGCGGGACCCGUCAAUGUCACCAUCCCUCGAGACAUAACGCCGCAGGAAGAAAAGGACAAAGUUGAACUAAAACGUCAAAAAGCAGAGAAUAUGGAUCUUCAUCCGAGCAGGAAGGUGCAUAUUGAGGAACUUUUACACUCUUUGGACUUAGAUACGAGUAAUCACGAGGACGUUUAUAAGAAAAUAUCACUUUACAUACAGAAAAACGAGGAAAGUAAGACUUCAGUGGGCGCCUCGAAACAAAACCACGUAGAUAUCGAUAUAAAAUCCUUAAAACGAUAUCUACAAAACAUCGAGAAGAAGGCACAUCAGAAAAAUGCUAUCAAUAAACAAAAGAGAAGUCAAGCUCGCACAUAUGAAUGGAACACUGAAUCUUUCUCUGAAACAAUACCAUUGUCAGCUGGGAAUAUCUUGUUCAAAAGGAAACCCAAUCACUCAUGGAAGCGUUUUCAAAAUGGAAUAAGCAUAUUCUUAAAUACAAAGAGGGGAAAAAAAAAAGCUGAAAAUAGUAACAGAGUCCUCCAAGGGAACAAUAUAUUAUUACACUCAUUAGAAAACAAUAAAGAUGUGACUUUGUCCAAUAACAUUGACCAUAGUGUCUUUAACAUCAAUUUCACAGACUUAUUUGGCGUCAUUAAUGCAUCUGGGUACCCACCAGAUAGAAUUUUGAACGAGAUCAAUGACAUCGAGUUAAAAGGUUGGAAAUGCGUAGGGAAUUUAUACGAUAAUAACAAAAUAGUGGUUUUUCAAAGUAGCUAUCCAUUCUUAGAGGAUGGGGAGGCCUCUGAAAAGUCUUUCACUAAUCUAAAAACAUUUCUUAUUUCACUCACAGCAUUACUGGCCUCUUUUUUUGCAUUCUAUAGAUACCGCCUCUCUCAACGUGAAGAAUCAAAAGGAUGA
Molecule: messenger RNA, 1293 nt
Organism: Saccharomyces paradoxus
Lineage: Eukaryota; Fungi; Ascomycota; Saccharomycetes; Saccharomycetales; Saccharomycetaceae
Gene: MRX4
Product: Mrx4p
Exons: 1
Coding region: 1-1293 (430 amino acids)
Source: RefSeq, a predicted model, not a curated record